CCGCACCAAUCAACAGUUCAGAUCGAGAUCCCGUCGCAGUGAGUGAGUAGGGCGAGAUGAGCAGAGCUCGCUCGCCGCCGGCGCUGGACGACGACGACCUGCUGCCCGAGAUCCUCCUGCGCCUCCCCCCGCAGCCGUCCUCCCUCCCCCGCGCAUCCCUCGUCUGCAAGCGCUGGCGCAGCGUCGCCUCCGACCCGGCCUUCUCGCGCCGCUUCCGCCGCCACCACCGCCGCAACCCUCCCCUCCUCGGUCUCUUCCGCGUCGAAUACAAUCCCCACGUCGAGCUCCGCUUCGAGCCUUCCCUCGGUGCCCCAAAUCGAAUCUCGCCCGAACGCCUCUCCUGGCGAGGAAACGAGGAUGCCGGCUUCUACCAUCCCCUCGGAUGCCGCCAUGGCCUGGUGCUAAUCCUCGACACAACGCAGAAGCAGGUCCUGGUGUGGGACCCUGUCACCGGCGACCAGCACCGCGUCGCCAUUCCCCCAGGGUUCCAACUUGUUAGAACCCUACCCAGCGGUGCGGUGCUUCGCGGUGCCGCCGGAGACGGCGACCACUUCCAGGUGGUCUUGGUAGGCUAUGGUGAGGAACAAAUUGCACAGGUGCUCGGCUGCAUUUACUCAUCGGAAACUGGUGCGUGGGGCGAUCUCAUCUCGACAUCGGUUAGAUCCAAGGAUAUCGUGGCUUCUAUGGAUAAGCCUGCUGUGCUGGUUGGGGAUUCCCUUUACUGGUUGCUUCAUCCCGAUGGAAUUCUUGAGUUUGAUCUUGAUAGUAAGAGACUAUCUGUGAUACCUUUGCCUGUGGAAUUGGAUUUGGUGAGCAGCAGUUUAUUGUUCUCAGUUAUACGGGCAGAUAGCGGUGGGCUUGGUUUCCUCCUUUUGUCAGACUUCAAUGCCCAAUUGUGGGAGAGGAAGACCGGUUCUGAUGGUGUUACUUCAUGGGUGCUGGAAACAACUAUUGAAAUUGAUAGCCUACUUCCUCUGGAUUACGCAGAGGAGGGAGGCCCCCCAGUGAUACUAGCGUAUGCCGAAGAAAAUAACACGGCUCUCAUGUUAGAUGUUGGUCACCGUGGUGGUCUCUUCAUGAUCCAGCUUAAGUCAUUCAAGUUUGAGAAACUCUUGCGAAACAACAACUUAGAUUACUUUCACUUAUUCGAAAGUGUCUACACUGCAGAAACAUGCAUUGGUGGUGGAGCUGGUCUUUUACACAGCACAUAAGAUGAUUGCCCUGUUAGAUGUGCAUUGUGAUGUACUGGUUAACCAGGUACCUAUAAUUACAUUCUGGCGGCUGAUCUGCGGAAGUGGAUUUGUUCUGCUCUAGGUCCUUCCAUUCUGUAUGCUGUGCACGUGGGGCCUUGUGUAGGACGUUUGGUCCUGUCAGUUAAUCUCGUUUUUUUAUGCUUGCAGGACGUUUUGUGGCAGGCAGCCAAAGUGUCGGUGGCGUCACUGUUUGCUUAUGUGCCCGUUGUGCCAGGUCGAGAUUUGAAAUUUAAAUCACUGCUUGUGUUUCACCUCAUGACGGCAUUUAUGGCGCAUGUGUGUACAUGCGCGUUGUUGUAUUCUUAUUAGAUGAAACUUUGCGUCGAAAAGGUACCGUUGCUGCAGUGAUGCUAUUAUGACUUGAAUUUGUAUUAUGAUCAAGCAGGAGCUAUUAUGACUUGAA
Molecule: messenger RNA, 1656 nt
Organism: Triticum aestivum (bread wheat)
Lineage: Eukaryota; Viridiplantae; Streptophyta; Magnoliopsida; Poales; Poaceae
Product: putative F-box/kelch-repeat protein At3g17280
Exons: 3
Coding region: 57-1211 (384 amino acids)
Molecular function (GO): protein binding
Source: RefSeq, a predicted model, not a curated record